AUGCGUUUCUCGACUCUAGUCAGUCUCGCCGCAUGGGCGGCCGCAGCUCUCGCCUGCGACUCCUGCAGUGAGCCAGGCAAGCCAGCCGAGCAUAAAAGACUGGUGCGCCGCAUGCAGCCUGAAGCUCUGGGAGCGCUCACGAAACCCAAGGGACCUCUCGAAUGGGGCCAGAUCAACUUCUUGCACACUACCGAUACCCACGGAUGGCUCGAGGGCCAUCUGAAGGAGCAGAACUACGGCGCUGACUGGGGAGACUAUUCCUCGUUCGUCAAGCAUAUGAGACAAAAGGCUGACCGACUCCGAGUCGACCUGCUUCUCAUCGACUGCGGUGAUUUGCACGAUGGCAACGGAUUAAGUGACUCUACCUCGCCCAAUGGCGUCAUCUCCAACGAGAUCUUCUCCCGCGUCGACUACGACCUGCUUAGCAUCGGAAACCAUGAACUGUACGUGACUGAUGUCGCCUAUGAGACAUUUGCAAACUUCUCCAAGGUCUACGGCGAGAGAUACGUGACCAGCAACGUCCAGAUCAUCAACAAGGAGACCGGCGAGUACGAAUACAUUGGCAGCAAGUACCGCUACUUUACUACCAAGCAUGGUCUCAAGGUCAUGGCCUUUGGCGUCCUUUUCGAUUUCACUGGUAACUCCAACGUCUCUAAGGUCAUUAAAGCUGCAGAUCUUGUCCAGGAAUCCUGGUUUAUCGAUGCCGUCAAGACACCCAAACCCGUUGACCUUUUCAUCAUCUUCGGCCAUACACCUGCCCGCACUGAUGACAAAUUCCCAACCCUCCGCACUCUGCGUCAGAAAAUCCAGGAACUUCGCCCUGGUGUCCCAAUUCAGGCUUUUGGUGGACACAAUCACGUUCGAGACUUCGUUGUCUAUGACGAGACUUCUACUGCUCUCGGAUCCGGAAGAUACUGUGAGACCCUCGGAUGGCUAUCCAUGACUGGAAUCAAUUCUCGUACCUUCAGAGGUAGCAUGAAACCAAGAGGUGUUCCCAAUCCCACUCGUCGUGCCAUCAAGGGAAAUGCCACUACCUCUACCCAGCCGUACCAGCAUCCACGCAAGGGAUUGGACCUCCGCUAUGCCCGCCGUUAUCUCGACUGGAACCGCUUGACCUUUGCCUACCAUGCUUCUAAGUCUCAGGAUCGACAAUUUGACACUCAAAAGGGUCUGAAGAUUACGCACGACAUCACUGAUGCUCGCAAGCAGCUCAACACCUCUACCGUUCUGGGAUGCGUCCCUGAGACCUACUGCAUGUCCUGUGUUCCCUUUGAAGCUAAGAAUAACAUUUACCAGCUUGUUAUCGACAUGUUGGCCAAGGUUGUUGUCAAGGAGGAUCGCGCUGAUAAGCCAAGAUUGCUCCUCCUGAACACUGGCGGCGUCCGAUUCGACCUCGUCAAGGGCCCCUUCACUAAGGACGACGAGUACAUCGUCUAUCCCUUCAAGAAUCAGUUCCAAUACCUGCCUGAUGUACCGUACUCCAUUGCUAAGGAACUCCUGGAUGCCCUCAACAAGGGACCCUACCAGAGACGGUCCGAGGAAUACUCUCCCAUGGCCCCCCAGCUAAGCACUAAUGAGGUCUGCGCCAACCCUUCGCCUGAAUUCGUUCAGCUCAAGCGCCGCGAGGCUCCCCAGCCCUACAGGCCCAUCACCCGCCGCACCAUCGACUCCUCUAUGUUGUAUCCCGGCUACGUUACAUCUGAUGAUUUUGGUCUCGAUGGAGACGACACCCCACACUCCAAGAUCCCGUAUUUCAAGGUGCCCAUUGACAUCCAGGCAAACGCCUCUUUCCCUACUAAUGGCUCCAUGCCGACAGUUGUCGAUCUCGCCUUUGUAGACUAUAUCGGUGCCAAAUACGUGAUCCCAGCCCUUAACAAGCUUGGUGGCAAGUACUCUGCUAGCGAUAUCCAGAGUUACAAGGACUUUGGAUCAUCGAGCUUCUUGCGCGAGUAUGCUCUCGAGUUCUGGCAGGAGGGCCUGCCUAACUGCACUACCAACUAA
Molecule: messenger RNA, 2001 nt
Organism: Trichophyton benhamiae CBS 112371
Lineage: Eukaryota; Fungi; Ascomycota; Eurotiomycetes; Onygenales; Arthrodermataceae
Product: Ser/Thr protein phosphatase family protein
Exons: 2
Coding region: 1-2001 (666 amino acids)
Biological process (GO): nucleotide catabolic process
Cellular component (GO): cytosol
Molecular function (GO): hydrolase activity
Source: RefSeq, a predicted model, not a curated record